AUGGAGACCCUCACGGAGAUCAUAAUCAAGGCGCAUGAGCUCAAAGUUUUGGAGAAUUUGAAUGGUUGCAAGCCCUUGCAGAGGUUAUCGCUAUACGCAGUGGACGUGGUACUAUUCAUUAGACCUUACCGGACAGAUAUUGCUUUUGUCAAGGAAGUACUCAUGAUCUUUGGAAAGGCCUCGGGAUUGCAUGUUAAUUUUGCCAAGUCUUCAGCAAUUCUGAUCCGGGGAGAGGAGCAGGACGAGGAAGUGGUCAGAAGCGCGCUACCAUGGAAGAUUGAUCACUUCCCGUGUAAAUAUCUGGUUCUACAGCUUGGGAUCAAACAAUUGACGCGUUCUGAAUGGCAAUGCAUGGUGGAUGGAGCGCUCAAAAUCUUGCCAGGAUGGCAAAGAGGCCUGGUUACACGUCCGGGAAGGCUGAUUCUUGUGCAACAAGUGAUGAGGGCGCGUCCCACGCAUCACCUAAUUGUGGCAGAGGCGCCGAAGUGGGCGAUCGAGAAAGUGGAUCAGGGCUGUCGUGCGUUCUUUUGGGCUGGUUCUGAUGCCGUCAGUGGCGGGAAGUGCGCGGUAUCUUGGCGGAGAGUGUGCCGCCCUAAACAGCUGGUUGGUCUGGGCAUUUUGGAUCUCAGUAAACAUGGUCUUGCCCUUCGGUUGAGAUGGGAAUGGCUACGCAGGCUGGACGAUAGCAGGCCAUGGCAAGUAUUGAAUCUCGCAACUGAUAAACAGGUCCAGCACACGUUCAAUAGCCUGGUGAAGUGGGAGAUCAGAGACGGCACGGGAAUUCUGUUUUGGAAGGACAGAUGGGUGCAAGGUUACACGAUCGCUGAGAUUGCCCCUGGCCUGGUAGCUAAGGUCAAGACGAGGACAGUCAAUUCGCGGCUGGCCAGCGAGGGGCUACACCAGCAUGCGUGGCUCAAGGACUUGCCGGAGAAUCUAUCGACAGAGGAGCUGAUGCAGUUUAUACAUCUUUGGGAUGCACUUGUGCACGUCGAUAUUUCUCCUGGCAGUGGAGACAAGGCGAUAUGGGCAUGGCAUGAGUCUGGUAGCUAUUCUGCGGCGUCGGCUUAUCGGAUGCUCUGCUUCGGUGGAAUCAGUUUUGCACCUGCAGCCGCCAUAUGGAAAAACGGAGCCCCCCUGGCAUAUAAGAUUUUCAUGUGGCUAGCUAUCCAAAACCGCAUCUGGACGUCAGACCGGAGACUAAGGCAUGGUUUGCAGGACACGGCCUCCACGCGCUUUCUCUGUGACCAGGAGCAGGACAAUGUAGAUCACCUCAUGAUUCAGUGUGUCUUCGCGCGACAGGUCUGGUACCAAUGCUUUGCCAAAGUUGGAAUCGAUACCAACCUGAGCCCUGUGCAUCACGAUUUGCUGCAACAAUGGUGGAUGAAUGCGCGCAAGCAGCCUUCAAAUCGACGUUACACAGACCCUUCACGGCAGAAGGAAAAGAAUCCUCUGGUAGCGAAACCACAGCCUUCAAAUCGACUUUACACAGACCCUUCAAAGCAGUCCACCAGCCUGUCCAUAUAUCUGCUGUACUCCAACAGGAGACAGGAGCCACCAAAGACAGAGACCAGCACCCUCGCGCCCAUGGAUUCUUCCUCCCCUUCCUCCUCGUCCUCCGACCCGGACUACCUUGUCGCCACCUCCGACCUCGACGAUGACGCCGCUACCGCCGUCCACCAGAGUCAUGCCGACGCUGCUGCCGUCGCCCUCCCGAAGCGCCCCGACGCCGAGGGCUUCGUCUCGUUCCUGCGCUCGCCGGACGACGUCGACGCCGUGUGCAAGAAAUACGGCGUCCCCGAGGAUCACUACACCGCGCGCCUCGCCGGCGACCUUCGCGCGUGCUCGCCCCCGCCGCCGGGCUGCGUCUGCGUGUACGCGCACGCGCUGGAGGCCGGGAUGCGCGUCCCGCUGCACCCCUUCUUCUGCGAGGCGCUGGCCCACUUCGGCGUCGCGCCGACGCAGCUCGCGCCCAACGCGUGGCGCAUCAUGGCGGGCUUCCUCGUGCUCUGCCGCUCCGCCGGCGUGCCGCCGUCGCUCGCGGUGUUCCGGCGUUUCUUCGUGCUGUCCGUCCUCAACCACAGGCACACCAAAAGAUGGUACUACUUCCAAACCAGGUUCAGGGACAGCUCCGGCUUGCGCUUCGCUGGGUUGCCAGAUUCCAUCAACGGCUGGAAGCGCGGGUUCUUCUUCCUCUCUUCGCCGACCCCGUGGCCCUGUCCCGUGGAGUGGGGCGAGCCGUCCAAGAGCUCCUUCGUGGACCCGGUGCUUACAAACGAGGAGAAGAAAUCCGUGGCGAAGCUGCUACGUGCUUCCGGCGGCGCCGCCGUUGAUAUCAGGACAUGUUUGUCCGACAGCAACAUUGCCGCUACCGUGGUAACUGCCGCAUCUCCGGCGCCGCCCUCUGCUCGUACUAGUGCUAGUUCCAAAGGGAUGGAUUCCGCCGUCUACGACAUGAUGAAAACCAUGCUGGCGGAGAAGAUGGCCCGGCAAGCGUCGGCAUCGGCAAAGAAGGUGAAAGCAGAGCCAGGGUCGUCGCCGUUGUGCGGGAAGAAAGGGAACCUGGACGAGGCCAACGAGGAGGAGGGCCGUCCCCCUUCUUCGGACGCUCCACCUGCCGCCCGUGGCCACUCGGUGCCCACCAGCGUGUGUUCGCCACUGCCGGGAGUCUCUCGGCAGCCACAAGACUUCGCCGACGGAGACGGCACAGACUGGGAGGUUGCACGGGAGCUGCUGCAGGGUGCCGUCGCGCCGCCGCAGCAGCGCGUGUUUGCGGCGACCGAGCCAUCAGAUGUCGUCGCGUCGAGCUAUGUCGCGAUUCUCCAGGUAUGCCAGAGAACUACAUGUUCACAUUAUUUGUGCGCAGGCGGCGAACUACAUGUCAUUCUCCUUGGACUACGCUCUGGAGCUGGAGGAGAAGCUGUUGGCGCGGGACGCGGAGAUUGCCGCGCUGCGGAAGCAGCUGGAGGAGACGAAGGGCGAGCUCGCCACGGCGAAGGUGCCGCGGAGGUAGUCAGGAGGGUAGCAGGAGAGCGAGACGGAGGACAUGGGGCGCACCGCGGAUCUUUUCCUUGCUUCGCUACUCUGUAAUCGAGUGAUCCGUUUCCUUUGCUAUACGAGACUCGUUAUCUAAGAUUCAUCAGUGACCUCUGGAGUGUUUAAGCGGUAUCACCAUUCAAAUUUCUCAAUAUCUUUCCAUAAACUAAGAAGACCUACAAAUUGUCAUCUUUGG
Triticum aestivum (bread wheat) is the source of this 3229-nucleotide messenger RNA. RefSeq lists its product as uncharacterized. The transcript is spliced from 3 exons. The coding region runs from base 1 to 3087 and encodes 1028 amino acids. The record is from RefSeq and is a predicted model, not a curated record. NCBI's taxonomy places the organism in Eukaryota, Viridiplantae, Streptophyta, Magnoliopsida, Poales, Poaceae.